AUGCCUGACAAGUCGGGCCCGCCACCCCCAAACGAGUCCGUCACCUUCAGCUCCGGACCUCACACGACACCGCCAGAUUUGCGGUUGUGUCAUUAUAACGAUGUGUACCAUGUCGACCCAGCAUCAGCAGAACCGAUUGGCGGUGCAUCUCGCUUUCAGACCCUCGUUGAUCACUACCGCUCCAGCGAGAGCUUCAAGAGCCAGCCAGAGCUUCUCACUUUCUUCUCCGGCGAUGCCUUCAACCCUUGUCUUGAGAGCUCGGUGACCAAGGGCACGCAUAUGGUGCCAAUCCUGAACAACAUUGGCACAGAUGUCGCCGCUCUGGGAAACCAUGAUCUCGAUUUUGGUGUCACGCAGUUUAAACGCCUCGCUGCCAAGUGCAAAUUCCCCUGGCUGAUUGCCAAUGUCCUCGAUCCUGCUCUUGGCGAGGACGUGCCCAUAGGCAACGUUAAGAAGACGCUCAUCUUGACGUCCUCUAAUGGAAUCAAGGUUGGUGUCAUCGGCCUUGGUGAGAGGGAGUGGCUCGGCACGAUCAACAGUCUGCCUCCCGACAUCAUAUACAAGUCUGCCAGUGAGACGGCGAAGGAGCUCGUGCCGAAACUUCGAGCAGGAGGCGCCGAGAUUAUCAUCGCAGUCACACACAUGCGGGAACCGAAUGACAACAAACUUGCCGAGAAAACUGAUGGAAUCAUCGAUAUUAUCCUUGGUGGUCACGACCACUACUACAACCACAGCUUGAUCAACGGCACCCACGUGCUCAGAUCGGGAACAGACUUUAAGCAACUGAGCUACAUCGAGGCCCGCCGGAGCACAGAGAAACCAGGGCGUUGGGACUUCGACAUCACGCGGCGUGAUAUCACAUCCGAGAUCCCUGCCCACAAAGAGACCGCCGAACUUGUGGCAAAGCUCACAUCAAGCCUGAAGACGAAACUGAACAAGCCCAUCGGCUACUCCGCAGCACCGCUUGAUGCACGGUUUAGGACCGUUCGACUGCGUGAAAGUAACAUCGCAAACUGGGUCUGCGACAUCAUGCGCCAUUACUAUGGAGGCGACUGUGCGUUGAUGGCAUCCGGGACCGUUCGGGGAGACCAGAUCUACCCUCCAGGACCCAUCCUCCUGAAAGACAUUAUGAACUGCUUCCCCUUUGAGGACCCGGUCGUCGUCAUUAUGGCGAGUGGCCAGCAGAUCUGGGACGCACUCGAGAACGGCGUGUCGCAGUAUCCGGCCCUGGAGGGCCGCUUCCCACAAGUAUCGAAUAUCAAGUUCGAGUUCGAUGCCACAAAACCGGCAGGGUCGCGAAUCGUGUCAGCAAGCAUUGGCGGGGGGCCCAUUGAUAUGGAGAGACAGUACAAGCUUGUGACUCGUGGUUAUAUGGGGCGUGGCAAGGACGGCUAUGAAAGUCUCUUGAUCGAGGCCGAGGGAGGCACUACCAAAGAGAUCGUCUCGGAAGAGAAUGGCAUCCUGAUAUCGAUGAUGCUCCGGCAGUACUUCAUGUCGCUUCGUGUCCUCGGACAGUGGAAAUACUGGGGCAAGCACAUUGGCGGCUACUGGGAUGAUGUCUCGAAGAAGGUCGGCGGUACUCACCAGUCAUCUGCUAUCCAGUCACCCGUCGAGCCAAAGACACCGAGUCUUGCGACGAAACCAUCGGAAUGGAACGAUUGGUCGGCCAAGAAGAUUCGAGAGCGCAAGGCUCAGGCGCAGCCUGCAGAUGAUUCCGACUCGGACGAGGACGAUGCAGCCAAGGAGAACGAGCUCAUUGACCGCGAGAUGGACAUUGUGCGUCGUGUGGCCAAGAAGUGGACCCGGCGGGCGGGGGUCCGGUGCAGUGCUGUCGACGAGCUGCAAGACGAAGAAAUCGAGGUCGACUGGACACGAGCCAUUGCUCCCAGGGUCGAGGGACGUAUAGUAUGCGUCGCAGGCGAACACAAGUCGUGA
This is a messenger RNA of Microdochium trichocladiopsis, 1935 nucleotides long. Its product is annotated as flagellar associated protein. Lineage: Eukaryota; Fungi; Ascomycota; Sordariomycetes; Xylariales; Microdochiaceae. Bases 1 to 1935 code for a protein of 644 amino acids. The transcript has 3 exons. Gene Ontology annotation, biological process: nucleotide catabolic process. Gene Ontology annotation, molecular function: hydrolase activity. The record is from RefSeq and is a predicted model, not a curated record.